This is a messenger RNA of Mytilus californianus (California mussel), 1643 nucleotides long. RefSeq names its product E3 ubiquitin-protein ligase TRIM56-like. The record is from RefSeq and is a predicted model, not a curated record. Gene Ontology annotation, molecular function: zinc ion binding. NCBI's taxonomy places the organism in Eukaryota, Metazoa, Mollusca, Bivalvia, Mytilida, Mytilidae. The coding region runs from base 86 to 1501 and encodes 471 amino acids. The transcript has a single exon.
ACUGAGUUAUAAUCUGUGAUCAAUAUGUAUAAGUCCUGGUUGUCACACAUCUACAGAACAAAACAAAACUAUAGGAGCAUAUAAAAUGGCGACAGCUGAAGUAAGUUUUUGUACAAAUGACUACGAUAUAACAACGUGUACAAUUUGUCUAGAACAGUUUAAUAAUCCGAAGUAUUUACCUUGUUUACAUACAUUUUGCGAAAGUUGUAUUGCGACAUAUAUUACAUCCGCGUUCGAAAAUGACAAUACAAGUAUUGAUUGCCCAGUUUGUAGAGCUAAAGUUCCUGUCCUUGCUGGAAGAAUAACACCAGAAGAAUGGACAAAACAGAUGCCUUUAAAUUUUCUCCUUGUCGGAUUAAUCGAAAAACAUAAAGUAGAACGUACCGAAAAGAUAUGCAUGUCAUGCGAACGAUUUGAUGCGAAUACGAAAUCAGAAGCAACUUCCGUGUGUAUUGAUUGCUCUGAUGCUCUUUGCGCAACAUGUACACGGUGUCAUAAAAGUAGUAAAUUAAGGUCAAAUCAUGAAAUUGUUCCAAUAUCAGACAUAUCAAAAGACGGUUAUGCUUUGAAAUCUUUUAGGAAUAUGUGCUCCGAGCACAAGAAUAAAGAACUGGAACUGUUCUGUGUUGAUCAUGAUUGUUCGUGCUGUUCUAUAUGUGUUUCAGUAAAACAUAGAAAAUGCGAAAAUGUUUUGACUAUCGAGGAAGCUGCUAAGAAAUUCAGAGAAUCGAACAUUGUAAGCAAGACUGAAAACGAGGUUAGUGCUUUAUUGACGGAUUUAGAUUCUGUGUUAGAUGCUGAAAGAAGUUCUUUAUUUGACAUGGGCGUUACUUAUAAUACUGAAAUGCAGAAAUGUGAUCAAUUUUGGAAUACAUUGCAGCAAGGGAUUGAGGAACUUAAAAGCAAAUGGACAAAGGCAUACCAAAAAACAUUCCACAGUGAAAAGGCUAAACUCGAGUUAACCAUUCGGGAUGCCGAAAAUAGAAAGAAAGCGGUCACAAAUACUAAGCAAAUCUUGGAAGCAACACUGAAAGAGGCUUCGGAUGUUCAGUUAAUGAUUGAAAUUCAAAAACUAAAGAUAUAUAUUGAAACACAAUUCAGAGGAUUUGAGAGUACUCAAAAUACGUACAAAAUAGAGUUUCAAUUUAUUGAUAGCGUAGAUUACCUUGUCAAAAAUAUUGAAGAAAAAAUAGUCAUCAUCAAUGAUAAAAUACCAAAAGUUUUUAAUUUUUCUAGCUCCAAAUGUGUUAAAAAUGAAAUAAAAAAUGAAUCUGUUGAUGACUUUGACGAUAUUUCCAGUUCCGAAUGUGUUACAAAGGAUAUGAAAAAUGAAACUUUUUAUAACUUUGCAGUGGAAGUAGAUUCUGAGUCUGAUAGUAGAUCAUCUUCGAACAAUAGUCAUUCAAAGAGUAUUGAUUCUAAAUGUAAGAAAUUAAGUCGAAUAAGUAUGAAAAACAAGAAAAAAGAUUACAAGGAAAGAACUACUCAGGAAACGAAAUGAAGCAGAUUUAGAAUAAUAUAGAACUCAAACAGAUACGAAAUGUGAAUUUGUCAAAUAGAAUUUAAUCGGCGCUUGUUGAAAAUUGUAUAUAUAAUAUGUUUAAUAAAGUUUGACCAUUAUCAUAAUAAAAGGAAGCACAUAU